Chelonoidis abingdonii (Abingdon island giant tortoise) is the source of this 4639-nucleotide messenger RNA. RefSeq names its product F-box protein 10 (gene FBXO10). Gene Ontology annotation, biological process: ubiquitin-dependent protein catabolic process; regulation of apoptotic process. Gene Ontology annotation, molecular function: protein binding. The record is from RefSeq and is a predicted model, not a curated record. NCBI's taxonomy places the organism in Eukaryota, Metazoa, Chordata, Testudines, Testudinidae.
GCAGCGCCCGCAGCAGGAUCCGCGCGGCCGCAGCCGGGAUGUGGCUGCUCCCCGGCGGGAUCUAAGGUGACUAUGGAGAUCAGCGGUCUCCCGGUGGAGUUGUGGCGCCUGAUUUUAUCCUACUUGCGUCUGCCCGACCUUGGCCGCUGCAGUCUGGUUUGCAGAGCUUGGUACGAGCUGAUCCUCAGUCUGGAUAAUACCCGAUGGCGCCAGCUGUGCCUAGGCUGCAUCGAAUGCAGACACCCAAACUGGCCCAACCAGCCUGAUGUGGAGCCCCAGUCCUGGCGGGAAGCCUUCAAACAGCACUACGUCGCCUCAAAAACCUGGACCAAAAACGCCCAGGACUUCGAGUCCUCCAACUGCUUCUACUUGUUCCGAAGGAAGAAGGACCGCCAUGUCCUCCGCGUUGGGCAGGGCUGUGAGUUCGAUACCCUCCGGGCCGCCUUGGCCUCGGCCGGCGUCUACGACCGGAUUGUGCUGCUGCCAGGGGUGUAUGAAGAGCAGAGCGAGAUCAUCCUCAAGGUGCCGGUGGAGAUCGUGGGGCAGGGGAAGCUAGGAGAUGUAGCCCUGCUGGUCAGCAUUGAUCAGCACUGCCCAACCACUCGCCUGUGCAAUGUGGUCUUUAUGCCAGCCUGGUUCACCCCUGUGGUGUACAAGACGACCUCUGGCCACGUCCAGUUCGACAACUGCAACUUUGAGAACGGGCAGCUGCAGAUCCAUGCCCCGGGGACAUGCCAGGUGAAGUUCUGCACUUUCAAUCAGUCCAGCGUCCAUUUCCACAGCGUGGCCCUAGGGGUCCUGGAAAACUGUGAGUUCACCGGCAGUGAAAACGCCUCUGUCACCAUAGAGGGCAUCCCAUCCUCUGAGAGGAACUGGGCCUGCAAACACCUAACCACCCUGGCCAAGUCCCACUGCGUGUUACAGGCGUCAGACCCUGCACUUUGCAACGUGUCGAAGCGGGGAGGCUGGGGUGGCCCCCCUGCGAGGAACGUAAGAACCUGCAAGAUCGUGGUGGGUGGGGACCAAAGUAAUUUACUUCCUGCUUCCAAGACUCAGCUGGUGCUUGAAAAAGCAGGCGAGAAAGAGGCUGAAGUCAAUAGCAGACUUUAUACAGCAAAGGAGGGGGAAGCCAUGACCCUGGAGACAGACUCUAGUGACAGCGAGCUGAGCACGAGCAGCGAGAAUGAGGACGACGACCGGUCGAUGUACAAACUGUCCUAUCGGGCCCACGGUCUGAGCCACAUGCUGGCCCAGGUGAUCCACAGCAGGCCGCAAACCAGUGGGCUCACCGCCCUGCAGAGGGACCUGGAGCUCAAAACUCUGCAGCAGGAGCUGCAGAGGGACAAGGAGGCCCAGUCUCUGGCCAGCUCUCUGCAAGGAUGCCUCAUUCGGAAGUGCCUCUUCAGGGACGGGAAAGGUGGGGUCUUUGUCUGCUCGCAAGGGCGAGCCAAGCUGGAAGGGAGCGUCUUCAGGGAGCUGACCUAUGCGGUGCGCUGCAUACAGAACAGCAAGAUCAUCAUGCUGAAGAAUGACAUUCACCACUGCAAAGCAUCAGGGAUAUUUCUGCGCUUGGCAGCUGGAGGUCUGAUUGCAGACAAUAACAUCCAUUCAAACUGCGAGGCAGGGGUGGAUAUCCGGAAGGGAGCCAACCCUCUGAUACUGUGUAAUAAGAUACACAGUGGCCUUCGCUCAGGCAUCGUUGUCCUUGGCAACGGAAAAGGCAUCAUCCGUAGCAAUCAGAUCUAUGGGAAUAAAGAAGCCGGCAUUUAUAUUCUGUAUAACGGGAACCCCGUUGUGAGUGGGAACCAUAUAUUCCAGGGGCUUGCAGCUGGUAUAGCAGUGAAUGAGAAUGGAAGAGGCCAAAUAAUAGAAAACGUCAUUCGUGAAAACCAGUGGGGAGGGGCAGACAUCCGGCGCGGGGGUGACCCUGUCCUCAGGAGCAACCUGAUCUGUUGUGGCUACUCGGAUGGAGUGGUGGUGGGAGAGAGAGGCAAGGGGCUGAUCGAAGGAAACACCAUUUAUGGUAACAAGGGCUGUGGCGUGUGGAUAAUGUCCUCCAGCCUUCCUCACGUCACAAACAACCGAAUUGGCCACAACAGCAUCUACGGAGUGGCCGUGUUUUGCCGCAAGGAUGAUGCCAACGACUAUCUCGCCAACCAAGGCGGCAACGAGAACUUCAACGACGAGGGCGAAGCUGCCAGCUGGGAGAAUGACUUGGACAGCGAGGACGAGCACUUCACCUCCCGACGGCCCAUCAGUGUGGCACUGGUGGAGUCCAACAGCAUCAAUCACAAUGGAGCCGCAGGCUUGUACGUCAAGAGCAGCGAAGCACUUAACAUCAUAGCCAACGCCAUCCACGCCAAUCACGACAGUGGGGUUGCUGUGCUUCAGAGCAGCCAGCUCACACGCAUCGCCAACAACAGCAUCUCCUGCAACAGCCUCGGAGGGGUGCUGAUCGAAAGCGAGGCCAGGGUGGAGCUCCGUGGCAAUGGCAUUUACGACAACAGCAGCCACGGCAUCACCUCCAAGGGCGAUGGGGUUAUCGUUGAGAACGACAUCGUAGGCAACCGGGGAUGUGGCCUCCAGUUGUUACAGACGGCAGACAUGAAGGUAACCAAGAACAGGAUCCAGUCCUUUUGGGAUUAUGGGAUUGUUAUGCUUGACCAAACCAAAGGCCUGGUGCAGGAAAACCUGAUUUUUCAAGGGAGGUCCAAGAAGACCAUUUUGCAGCAGGUGUCGAAUGCAGAAGAUUGUAUUGUGCAGAACAACAAACUUCUCAUCUUCAAGAGCAAGUCUGAUGUUGCAUGGACCCUGGAGAACCCUCCAGCACGACCUCACAUCGAAGGAUCCACCCGAGGAACCUCCACGGCAACGAACAGUCAGAAAGUUACCACCAUGUCGACCAGGAUAGCUGCACGGAUGGACGGAGGCUGUCGCAACAACGGGAGCAUCUUCUGCACUAUUCUUUGACUCCCGUGUGAGUUUCUUCACCUUUCUCUUAGGCUGGUGCCACUGCAGAGACCAAGCUGGGAAGGGUCUCUUGUGCCCAUUCGUUGCAAGAAGCUUUCAUUGUGGGGUCUUCAUUUUAAUCCCCCCUUCUUUUACCACUUUGGGAUACUGCCACUCCCAAAACAUAUUACACACUAAAUCAACAGUGGCAGGAGCACAUUGCCAUCUGCUUUCUGUUUCUUAUUUGAGCCAUUUGACCAAUCUUAUAGCAAUUGCCAAGCAAAUCAGUUGCCUUGGACAGACCACAAUAAUGCCGGUGUCUAGCCAGUUAGGCCUAGAAAAGGAACUGGGAAUGAAUUUUACUUUCCUGCCAGGAACUGGAACUGUUUCAGCCCAGAGGAAAGGCACAGGCUUUGCCUGUUGCAGUGGCAAAAUAAAAGGAGCAUUGCAGUUGCAUGAAGCCGUAGACUCGCAGGGCACAAAACUAAACAGCAACAAAAACGCCACUCAGAGUUCAGUCACAAGCAGGCAGAAUGUCAUGAUGAUUUAAAGAGGGCAAAAAAUAAUCCAUAGUGGCUUGUUGGCAGCCACCUGUACAGGGAAAAGUAUGUAAAGAGUGGAGGAUUUUAGAAGCUGAUAAUAUGUCCUGUGUAAUCUGGUUUAUCUCCAGGAAAUAAUUGCUCGUAGCAGUUCUGGCUUGUAGUGUAAGACUUGCUGCUGCACUUAUGAUACUCAAAUGUCCAGACCUCCUCUAAGUCCUAGUGUUGGAGAUGAUGCGUUAAGGCCCAGUCUGCACUGGAGCUAAAAUGGUCUUGAACAAUGAGGAAUAAAUAGUAAAGUCAGAGUUCACACUGCAACUUUUAAAUGCUAGGAAUUCAUCUCCCCUCGCAAAUUCAUCCUUCCCUGACAACAGUCACCAGCGAUUGGUCUUCCUGAACCAAUGCCAUGACCAGGAUGAGAGACAAACAUUCUAGAACUCUUUAAGUGGCAGGAGUGAAACUUCAAGCAGUGGGUCAGUGUCCUGCUGUCGACAGACCCCGAAGUACUGUUGCAAGGAUGAACUGGGUACUGGGAGUUCAACUGUGCAGGCAAGUGUGAAAGUCACAGUGUGCUGCACCACGUAGUGACUAUAACAUGAGAAAUCAGGACAACUCCAAAACAUUUUCUGCUGCUGAAUCUUGGAGGCGAGUAAGAAAUGUGCAAAGGGCUCUUCUUUGCCCCUGAUCCCGUGUGCAAACGGGGUCCGCCUGCCUCAUAUACAGUUGUCCCAUCUGUGCUCUUGAGAUAUAGCAUUGUGACUCCAGGCCCAGCAAGGCACCUAUCUAGAGCUGGUACAGUUUGGCAAUAACGGAAGCUGAAGCUUUUUCUGCCUUCUCCAGGAUGUUGGAAUUGCAGGGCAAAGGAGAGUGUUGCUCUUUCACGUUUCAGCCUUUCUCACUUGGGGAUGGAGCCUCAGUUAGUCAUGUUGACUUCAGUGGAUUUAUACCAGCUCGGGACCUGGAUCUUUCUCUUCUUUUCAGGCAAGGUCUAGGCUGAAUCUUCUCUCUCCACAUCAUCUGUGACACACAUCCUGUGACCACAUCGCUGGUAUAAAUUGACAUGACUCCACUGAAGAACCAUUGACUCCAUUAAAGUGAAAGUAGCGACGCUGGUUUACACCCUAUUUUUUUUGUUUGUUUUGUUUUUUUUA